Molecule: messenger RNA, 979 nt
Organism: Pecten maximus
Lineage: Eukaryota; Metazoa; Mollusca; Bivalvia; Pectinida; Pectinidae
Product: protein Asterix-like
Exons: 4
Coding region: 132-452 (106 amino acids)
Biological process (GO): protein insertion into ER membrane
Cellular component (GO): endoplasmic reticulum membrane
Molecular function (GO): protein folding chaperone
Source: RefSeq, a predicted model, not a curated record
UUAGUUUUGCCGGAAGUUGCAAUCAUACACGCGUCGCUUAUUUCCGGUUUUAAUUUGAUGAGGAUAAAACGCUGGAUUUCAAGUAUAUAUACGGUAUUUAAGUGUGUCUGGAAGCUGAAGGAAUAGCAAGAAUGUCUUCAAGUACUAACAAUGCCAACGAUCCACGUCGAGCUAACAAAGUAAACAGGUACAAACCUCCUCAGCCUGGUGGGCCCUCAGAUGACCCAACCCCAGACUACAUGAACCUCCUUGGCAUGAUCUUUAGUAUGUGUGGCCUGAUGAUGAAGCUGAAGUGGUGUGCCUGGGCAGCAGUUUACUGUUCCUUUAUCAGUUUCGCAAACUCUCGAACAUCAGAAGAUACAAAACAAAUGCUCAGUAGCUUUAUGUUAUCCAUAUCAGCUGUGGUGAUGUCUUACCUACAGAAUCCCCAGCCUAUGUCUCCUCCUUGGUGAAGGCCACAGCAGAAAAGGUUGACUAAGGGAGAUAACUAGACUAAUAAUAUACAGAAAUGGUGACAAACAUACAUGCAAAGAAACACAGCACUUGUGUGAAGUGACAAGUCAUAAUGACUUUGGAGUGAUGUUCUGGCAGUACUAGACAUCCACAUAACCAGACAAACCUUGUUGAUGCUUGUCCCAAUUUAAAAUUCAGCCCAGCAUUCAACUCCACACACAAUGUGUUUUUAUCUAUUUUUAUACAUACAAACCAGAUUUCUAGUUUGGCUUUUGAUACGAACCAGUCACAUUCCUUCAUUCUUUACCUGGUUUCCCCAAUACCAAGUGAAUGAAAAGCUGGUAGAUUUCUGAUCAUCUUUCUAGGCCAGCCAAAGCAGAUUGAUGUAAAUAGGAUGUUUAAAACCUGAUGGAAGUGUAUGUGUGAUUGAAUCAUUAGGCAGAGGUCCAUAUGUGUAUAAAUGUGAAUAGUGUACUACAUAUUUAUGGUAUUUGUAAUGUCAUGCAAUAAAAUUUUGUCUGUUCAA